This is a messenger RNA of Penicillium digitatum Pd1, 552 nucleotides long. NCBI's taxonomy places the organism in Eukaryota, Fungi, Ascomycota, Eurotiomycetes, Eurotiales, Aspergillaceae. The record is from RefSeq and is a predicted model, not a curated record.
AUGUCAAAGAGAGCAAUAAGCGCUCCAUCCAGGAAACUGGGUGAGUUUGAAGAGCUCGUAUACGAGUAUACGGCGCAAGCGGGCGUGGGGAACGAGGGAUACACAGUGAUUUCCAGCGCUUACAUUCUCUCAAAGAAGCACUGGGACAUCGACGCUCGCGGUUGUAACCUCCGCUUCGAAUCUGCAACCCGCGGUCCUCCGGCUACAGUCUCGUUCCUGUUGACGAUCACGCCUGCGCUCAGCAAUUACUUGGGUAAUCUCCACGGAGGCUGUGCUGCUACUUUGAUCGAUGUUCUAUCAACCACUAUCUUGUUGGGUGUUUCCGAGCCGGGGAAGUUCUCUGUCGGAGGUGUCAGUCGCAAUCUUAAAGUGACUUAUCUACGGCCUGUACCUACCGGGACUGAGGUACGUCUCAUUUGUGAGGUUAUUCAUGUUGGAAAGAGGUUGGCUUUGCUUCGGGCUGAGAUUCAGAGGGCGGAGAGUGGGGAUAUUUGUGUGAUCGGUGAACAUGAGAAGGCCAAUACCGAUCCGGAGAUGACGCAGAGGAUGUAA